AUGCCAACACCUAUCGAUUAUAAUACUGGUGGGGUUGACACCUCCCAUGACCCCCAGUGGGCACAGCCUAGUUCUUCAGCGUACCGUGCCCACGACGAAGGCCAGCGAAACGCAACAUCAGACAUUUCCAACGUCCAGUCGUCCACCAUUAACAUCAGAGGCGAUGUUGCCAUGGAAGAUGUUGCAGAACUUCCUCAAGCAUCUGAUCAUCUGGUUUCUUCACAAAUCAAGCCUCCGUCGUCUCGAAGGUCGAAACAUGCAGAUCUCGAUUGGGAAGGACAUCGGGCUAAACUUUUUGAGCUCUACAUACAAGAAGGCAGGAAACUGACCGAGACUAUGGAGAUCAUGAAACAGCGUUAUGGCUUUAUUGCACCAGCCAAAGCCUUCAAAGACAAAUUCAGAUACUGGAGGUUCCGAAGGAACCUACCUGGAGAGGUCGCACAGUGGAUGGUUCAAAGAGCAUCGCUGAGGGAAGAAAUAGGAAAGGAGACACAUUUCGAGUUCGGAGGUCAAAAGUGGACGCUUGAACAAGCCUACAAUGGCGCGAAACGUACCAAAAAGGCAACGGAAGACUUGGUAAACACGCCGGAAGGAAUGAAAGUCAGCACUCCAGAAAAUGCCAAUAUCGGCAACUCACUAGAUGCUCACCGCGAUGCUGAUGAGCUACCGGGAAGUCCUAGUGUUGUUGCUGUAGGCCUGGAGACACUACCAACUACGCGUAGUCUGCCACUCAGCUACAAUGGCAAGACUAGGCAAGACCUAGCCGUAACACUCAAUGUCGCGCGGAGUUUUUCACAACAAGGUGAAGAAACCAGGGCAGAAAGUGCUUAUCUUGACGUUUUUCACGGUCUUGAGCACCUGCUCUCUCCGACCGCUGCGGAUACCGUCAGGAUAGGAUACGAGAUCGCAUCGUUCUAUUGGGAGCGAGGGCGUAAGACUGAUGCAGAUGCUAUUUUAGAGGCUAUGUCAGCAACUCAUAUCAAUCAGUUAGGCAUGGAGGACCGUAGCACCCAACAGCACAUCCUACACGUUGUCGAGCUUCUGAACUGCUGGAAGCGGGGCGAGGACGCUUUGGUGUUGUUGCAACACGCGAAGCAAACCGCGACUUCAGAAAGGCAUGCCCGUGCUCGGAAGAAGGACAGAGUGCAGGAAAGAGAAUCUGCUAGCGCAACAGUGGAUGAACGACUCCAAUCACUCAACGCCGAAGUUGACAGCGCUCCCAAUCCUACGAUACUUGACCAUGGGCUUGCGUCCGCUCGCAUUCAUAUGGCGACGAACAAACCCGCCCUCGAAACAUUGCUAAAAGCCAUCGAGAGGCAAUGUCUCAGGGAUCCAGCAGUGCUAACGGUCCAAGGACUCCGAGCAAGAGCUGAGCUACUCAGACAUCACAUCAGCAAGGGUGGCCGUAUGUCAGUUGCAGAUCGAAGCGCUUUCGAGACUGCAGCAGAUCUAAUGAAAGUAUUCUGGGGUCGAGCUCUCUGGGACCGUGAAGAGUUCAAAAGCCAUGAAAUCAUAGAGGUUUCACUGGAGCUUGCAGUGGGAGUGUUGCGGGGCGAAUUGGUCAAGCACGCCCAAUGGAUGUUUCGAGAGAUUCAGAAGAAAGCGACCAAUUUCUUCGGAGAGGACGACGAGCGCACCAUCUGGGCCCUAAUCAAUAUUGGAAUCAUAUACCAGACAUAUCGAACCUGGCCCGAAGCCAAGCCCUGGUUUCAGUCCGCGUAUGCAGCUGCAGACGCGGCGUGGGGAAUGAAGGAUGGCGUGUACAGGUCUCUGGAGAAGGCCCUCGAGAAACAUCAUUUCGCUUAUCUCAAUGACGAGGGACGGCCUUUCAAGACAAUCUUCGGUGUGUGUGGUGUAACGAUCCAUCCAACAAGGCUGCACUUGGACUAG
Messenger RNA from Didymosphaeria variabile, 1890 nucleotides. RefSeq lists its product as uncharacterized. The record is from RefSeq and is a predicted model, not a curated record. Bases 1 to 1890 code for a protein of 629 amino acids. The transcript is spliced from 3 exons. Gene Ontology annotation, molecular function: protein binding. NCBI's taxonomy places the organism in Eukaryota, Fungi, Ascomycota, Dothideomycetes, Pleosporales, Didymosphaeriaceae.